Acaulospora colombiana is the source of this 1083-nucleotide messenger RNA. NCBI's taxonomy places the organism in Eukaryota, Fungi, Glomeromycota, Glomeromycetes, Diversisporales, Acaulosporaceae. The record is from the annotation of a GenBank genome assembly.
GUUGGAUUCGUGAGACUGGAGGCAGUGAGGGCAUUACGAGGUUUCGUACCACAUGCCGAAUUUCACGCAGAAAUCAAGGUCACAAUACCAAAUGCUAUCCAACUGUUGGCCGAUGAGAUGGAUCCUGUUCAGAGAGAGGUGAUAAAGCUUGUAACAAGCUUUGUAGCGCAUGGUGAGUUUUACGGCGGUGGCAAAUGGGCGGAGCUGAAGGCAUGUCAAGCAAAUUUUCAGCAUGCGGUUGAGAUUGAAUUUUCAAACAUCAUCAAGCUGCUCACAAAUCGGGUUCCGACUACUCGAAAUGCUGCCUUGGAACUGAUUAGAAAUCUGGCGAAUCAUAUCGAGUCAAUAUCAGGAUUCGACACUAUAGCCCCGGUUUUUCUGCAUUGGCUCCAUGAACACGACUCUGAGCUUCAAGCAUUUGCGGUUACUGCCAUCUGUACCCUCAUUACAAUUGGUACGACUGAAAUAUCUCCGAUUCACCUGAUUGAUUGUCUUGAAGCCGACUUCCGCUCAAAAAUGGCCGGAGCAACUCAACUCAUCCUCAGUUGGCUCACUUUCCGGAAUAUGAAGCUUCGCAUCACUGCCCUGGACACCAUCCGUUCCUUGGAUUCCUACCGUCACAGAUAUUUUACAAUAUUACUAGACCAAUACCAUCCUGAAAUACAAAGUUCCUCAAUGCAGAUCGUCGGAUUACUCGGAGAUCAAUAUUCAGCUGUUCGCAUGGCGUGUGUGGAACUACUUUGCUCUCCCAAAACAUAUGGUGGGUCUCGUAUCAUAAUCCCUGAUUCGUCUGACACUGGUCAAAGAGCAACCGCCAACUCUCUUGUACCCCUAGCUCCAGAUGGAUCGUGGCCAACUUUGUAUGGUGGUGCCAAUCGGCAAGACCUGACCUACUCGGUAGACUUCCAGAAUGGCGCGUGUAAUUACUCUGCGUGUAAAAUAUUGGCUAUAACUACUGUACCUUUCAUUCCAAUUUCGAAUCAAUUUCUUCAUCCUCAGAUUGUGAAGCGAGCUGAUGGAGUUUACACGCAUAUAUCAGCAAAAUUGUCGAGCAAGGCCACACUCAUUCGACCCUCCGUGUAA